This is a messenger RNA of Gorilla gorilla gorilla (western lowland gorilla), 3901 nucleotides long. It is a transcript of the gene LRRCC1, whose product is annotated as leucine rich repeat and coiled-coil centrosomal protein 1. The record is from RefSeq and is a predicted model, not a curated record. Gene Ontology annotation, cellular component: centrosome; cytoplasm. Bases 237 to 3335 code for a protein of 1032 amino acids. The transcript is spliced from 19 exons. Gene Ontology annotation, molecular function: protein binding. NCBI's taxonomy places the organism in Eukaryota, Metazoa, Chordata, Mammalia, Primates, Hominidae.
AGUUCAAGAGUCGCACCGCAGAUGCUGUAAAAACGAAAGAAGCCCACAGUUGGGACAAGGAUUCCAGUUUUGCGUCACCGUCAAGGCGGGAAAGUUCCCGGCUGUCGGUUGGAGGGUGGGUCCUCGCCCCGCCCCGCCCCCUCGGGCCGCCCUUCCGCGCUUCCGGGAGGCUUGUCCCAAGCUCACGGACCCCUCGCUGGGUGCCGGUUAAGACCCCGCUCCCCGUCGCCGGUGCUAUGGAGGCGGCGGCGGCGGUGGUGGCGGCAGAGGCGGAAGUGGAAAACGAAGACGGCGACAGCAGCUGCGGGGAUGUAUGCUUCAUGGACAAAGGCUUGCAGAGCAUAUCAGAAUUAUCUUUAGAUUCAACUCUUCAUGCCGUCAGUCUUCAUUGCAAUAACAUCUCCAAGAUCGAAGCCAUUGAUCAUAUCUGGAAUUUACGACAUCUAGAUCUGUCAUCUAAUCAAAUAAGUAGAAUUGAAGGACUAAACACACUGACAAAACUGUGCACAUUAAAUUUGUCCUGCAAUUUGAUUACAAAAGUAGAAGGACUUGAAGAACUAAUUAAUCUGACUAGACUAAAUGUAUCUUAUAACCACAUAGAUGAUCUUAGUGGAUUGAUUCCCCUUCAUGGAAUUAAGCAUAAACUUAGAUAUAUUGAUCUACAUAGUAAUCGUAUAGAUAGUAUCCAUCACUUACUUCAGUGUAUGGUAGGAUUGCACUUCCUGACCAAUCUUAUUUUGGAGAAAGAUGGAGACGAUAAUCCUGUCUGUCAACUGCCAGGGUACAGAGCAGUUAUUCUCCAGACUUUGCCACAGCUUAGAAUCCUAGAUUGCAAGAACAUAUUUGGUGAACCAGUAAAUUUGGCAGAAAUAAAUUCAUCACAGCUGCAGUGCCUAGAAGGUCUUUUGGAUAAUUUAGUUUCUUCUGAUUCUCCCCUACAUAUAAGUGAAGAUGAGAUCAUUGAUAGAAUGCCAGUGAUAACAGCACCCAUCGAUGAGUUAGUUCCCUUGGAACAGUUUGCAAGUACACCGAGUGAUGCUGUGUUGACGUCUUUUAUGUCUGUGUGUCAAUCUUCUGAGCCAGAGAAAAGUAAUCAUGAAAGCGAUUUGCAGAAUGAGAUAAAACUUCAGAAAUUAGAUGAUCAAAUUCUACAACUUCUAAAUGAAACUUCUAAUUCAAUAGAUAACGUUCCUGAGAAAGACCCCAGACCAAAAAGAGACACAGAUGUAACUUCUGAAAGUGACUAUGGAAACAGAAAAGAAUGCAAUAGAAAAGUUCCUCGAAGAUCAAAAAUCCCUUAUGAUGCCAAAACCAUUCAAACUAUUAAGCACCACAAUAAAAACUACAACUCUUUUGUAAGUUGUAAUCGUAAAAUGAAACCACCUUACCUUAAAGAAUUAUAUGUAAGCUCAUCUUUAGCAAACUGUCCUAUGUUACAAGAAUCAGAAAAGCCAAAGACUGAAAUAAUUAAAGUAGACCAAAGUCACUCAGAAGACAACACUUACCAGUCCCUUGUUGAACAGCUAGACCAAGAGAGAGAGAAGAGAUGGAGAGCUGAGCAAGCCGAAAAUAAACUCAUGGAUUAUAUUGAUGAGCUGCAUAAACAUGCAAAUGAAAAAGAGGAUAUUCAUAGUCUGGCUCUACUUACCACAGAUAGGCUAAAGGAAAUUAUUUUUAGAGAGAGAAAUUCCAAAGGACAACUCGAAGUUAUGGUUCACAAACUUCAAAAUGAAAUUAAAAAACUGACUGUUGAACUAAUGAAAGCAAAAGAUCAACAAGAGGAUCACCUUAAACACUUAAGAACCCUCGAAAAAACAUUAGAAAAAAUGGAGAGACAAAAAAGGCAGCAGCAGGCAGCACAGAUAAGACUGAUCCAAGAGGUGGAACUCAAAGCUUCAGCUGCCGAUAGAGAAAUAUACUUACUUAGAACUUCCCUUCAUCGAGAAAGGGAACAAGUGCAACAACUUCAUCAACUUCUUGCAUUGAAAGAACAGGAACACAGGAAGGAACUUGAAACAAGGGAGUUUUUUACUGAUGCUGACUUCCAGGAUGCCUUAGCUAAAGAAAUAGCCAAAGAAGAGAAAAAGCAUGAGCAAAUGAUAAAAGAAUACCAAGAGAAAAUUGAUGUGUUAAGCCAGCAGUAUAUGGAUUUAGAAAAUGAAUUCCGUAUUGCUUUAACUGUUGAAGCCAGAAGAUUUCAAGAUGUUAAAGAUGGUUUUGAAAAUGUUGCAACUGAGUUAGCAAAGAGCAAACAUGCUCUUAUUUGGGCUCAACGAAAAGAAAAUGAGUCUUCCUCUUUAAUUAAAGAUCUGACCUGUAUGGUAAAGGAACAAAAAACAAAACUGGCAGAAGUUUCUAAAUUGAAACAAGAAACAGCAGCAAAUUUACAGAAUCAAAUCAACACCCUUGAAAUUUUAAUUGAAGAUGACAAGCAGAAGAGUAUUCAAAUAGAACUUCUCAAGCAUGAAAAAGUCCAGCUUAUUUCUGAGCUAGCAGCCAAGGAAUCACUAAUAUUUGGUUUAAGGACAGAAAGAAAAGUAUGGGGACAUGAGCUGGCACAACAAGGAUCUUCUCUAGCCCAAAAUCGUGGAAAAUUGGAGGCUCAAAUUGAGAGUUUAUCUAGAGAGAAUGAAUGUCUGCGAAAGACAAAUGAAAGUGAUAGUGAUGCAUUAAGAAUAAAGUGCAAAAUCAUAGACGACCAAACUGAAACUAUUAGAAAAUUAAAAGAUUGUUUACAAGAAAAAGAUGAACACAUCAAAAGAUUACAAGAAAAGAUCACAGAAAUAGAAAAAUGCACUCAAGAACAACUUGAUGAAAAAUCUUCACAACUGGAUGAGGUACUUGAGAAGUUGGAAAGGCAUAAUGAAAGAAAAGAAAAACUAAAACAACAGUUGAAAGGAAAGGAAGUAGAACUUGAAGAAAUCAGAAAAGCUUACAGUACACUGAAUCGGAAGUGGCAUGAUAAAGGAGAACUUCUAUGUCAUCUUGAAACACAAGUAAAAGAAGUGAAAGAAAAAUUUGAAAGCAAGGAAAAGAAACUUAAAGCGGAAAGAGACAAAAGUAUUGAACUACAAAAGAAUGCAAUGGAAAAACUUCAUAGUAUGGAUGAUGCCUUUAAAAAACAAGUUGAUGCAAUUGUUGAAGCUCAUCAAGCUGAAAUAGCACAACUGGCCAAUGAAAAGCAGAAGUGUAUUGAUUCUGCAAAUUUAAAGGUCCAUCAAAUUGAAAAAGAAAUGCGUGAACUUUUGGAAGAAACAUGCAAGAACAAAAAAACAAUGGAAGCAAAAAUUAAGCAACUUGCUUUUGCUUUAAAUGAAAUUCAGCAAGAUAUGUGAUGGUUCUGAGAAUGAAUUUAAUUGAAAUGGACCAGCAGACCUAUUGUAAAAAUGAUUAAAUAUUGUAAUAGUAGUAACUGCUAUGACUUUGAAAUGUCUCUUUCUAUACAUUUCAUUAUGAAUAUAUUUUUAAAGACUUUUGAUCAAGUAUUAAUUGUAUAGGUUUUUUAUAAUAAAUUGUUGACAAUUUUGUCUAUUAGAAAAAAACUAUCAUAACUAGACUUACAACAUUUUUCUUGUUUCUGUACUAUACGUUGUUUGGUAAUUACACAUUUGCCUACAAAUUUGUGAAUUAAAAGAUUAGUAUUUUCACCAUAUGAGGUAAAAUAUUUUAAUCAUUGUUAUCUUAUUGUGAUGAUGAAGAACUAAUUAUAUUUGUUAUUUAAUUGAUGUAGCUCAAUUCUUUUAAAGUGCUUAUGUAGCCAAAAAGCAUUUGAAAUCUGUAUGAUAAAAGAUGUGGCAUUCUUAAGAAAGUAUAUGUAGCCAUCUCCACAUCACUUAUUAUGACCCCUUCUUUUAUAAUGCAUAUAUCUUUUCAUUAAAGAUUACAUUUAAGGUUUUAUAAA